Messenger RNA from Adineta steineri, 3486 nucleotides. The record is from the annotation of a GenBank genome assembly. NCBI's taxonomy places the organism in Eukaryota, Metazoa, Rotifera, Eurotatoria, Adinetida, Adinetidae.
AUGACAACAUUAUCACAGCAUACUAGAUUAAUAAAUACAUCUGAUAAUAAAGAUAAUGUAAUUCUCAUCUGGUUUGAUCCCGAUAAUGAAUUAUCUAUUGAUAGUGAACAUUUAAAGAUCCAAUUAAAUCAAUUAAACCAUAGAAUUAUUAUUCCUACUGAAUUUGAAUCAUGUAUUAGUUAUAUUCAAUCAAAAGAAAGAGAAAAAAUUUUUCUCAUUACAUCUAUAUCAUAUGUUUCUCAAAUAUUACCAUAUAUUGAUGUUCUUCAUCAAAUUUAUUGUAUUUUUAUACUUUGUUCAAAAACUGAUCAACAUGAAUAUUCAUUUAUUCAACAUACAAAAAUAAUUGGUGUUUAUAAACAAUUUGAUUUUUUAUAUUCAAUAAUUCAAGAACAAAUUGAUAUUUUUAAUAAUCAAUUUGAUUUAUGGAGUUUCUUUGAUCAAGAUGAAUAUAAAAAUAAAGAUUUAACAAAACAAUCAAGCAAUUUUCUUUGGCUUCAACUUUUACAUAAUAUUAUUUUAUAUUUACCAUAUAAUGAUCAAGCUAAAAAACAAAUGUUUAAUGCAUGUCGUUAUUAUUAUCAAGAUAAUAAAGAAGAACUUAAACUUAUUGAUGAAUUUGAAGCAAAAUAUCAUUCAUAUGAUGCUAUUGAUUGGUAUUUAAAUAAUUCAUUUCUUCGAAAAAUAAUUAAUCAUGCUUUAAUUAUGGAAGAUACAAAUCAACUUUAUACAUUAAGCUAUUUUUUAAAUGAUUUAAUUCAAAAUUUUAAUCAACAAAUUGUUCAAAUUAAUGAAAAAAAAUUAAUUGCCUAUGGAUUAAUAGAAUUAUCAAAUAUUGAAUUUGAAAAAUUAAAAAAAAAUCAUAAUAAACUUAUUUCAAUAAAAACAUUUUUAAUAUGUCAUCGUUCACGUUCAUUAGUAUUGGCAUUAUCUACACAAUUACCAAAACGAAAUAAUUCUAUUCCUGUUCUUUUUCAGAUUACUUACGAUAUACAAGAUAUUAAUAAUAAUAUAAUAUUAUAUCAACAAGAAGUUUUAUUUCAUUUUAAUACAACAUUUCAUUUAGAAAAUAUUCAACAUGAUAAACAUAUAUGUUGUAUAAAUAUGAAUGUUGUCAAUGAUGGACAACAAAUUCUUGAAAAAUAUAUAGAUGAUAUACAUCGUCAGAUAGAUAAUUUAAAUAUUUUAAUUAUUUUUGGUAAACUUAUAUGUGAUAUGAGUCAAUGGAAUCAAUCACAAAAAUAUUUUGAACAUUUAUUGAAUGAUAAUAUAAAUAAAAAUGAUUUACCAUGGAUAGAACAUAGUCUUGGUCAAAUAAAUCGUUGGAAAGGUAAUUGGCUUGAAGCAAAAGAAUAUUAUAAACAUGCCUAUGAUCGAAUGAUGAAAGAUGAAGUGAAUUGUGAAAAAGAUUGUGCUAUUAUUCUGUGUGAUAUUGGUGAAAUAUUACAUUUACAAGGAAAAUAUGAAGAAGCAUAUGAAUAUCAUGAAAAAGCAUUAACAAUUCGAAAGAAAUAUUAUCCAUCUUUUGAUCAUCCACAUAUUGCUACUAGUUUAGAAAAUAUUGGUUUAAUUUAUUAUCAACAAUUAAAAUAUAAUGAAGCACUUGUUCAUCUUCAACAAUCAUUAACAAUUCGAGAAAAAUAUUUUAAUUAUUUUCAUGUUGAUAUUGCAACAAAUUUAAGAAAUAUUGGUUAUAUUUUUAUUGAUCAAGGAAAAUAUGAUGAAGCACUUGAAUAUCAUCAACGAGCGCGAUUAAUCUAUGAAAAAUCUUAUUCAUCUGAUCAUGUAUUUAUAGCAUUAACUUAUAAUAGUAUAGGUAAUAUUUUAUAUUUAAAAAAGAAACAUAAUGAUGCACUUGAUAUGGUUCAACAUGCAUUAAUAAUACAAAAAAAAUAUUAUCCAUUUGGUCAUAUCGAUAUUGGUACAACAUUAAGUAAUAUGGGUAAUAUUAAAUAUGGACAAGGCAAUUAUGAUUUAGCUUUAGAUUUAUAUCAACAAGUAUUAAUGAUACAAAAAAAAUAUCAUUUAUCUAAUCAUUUAGAUAAUGUUUGUAUUUUAAAUAAUAUUGGUUAUAUACUUGCAAGAGGUAAAAGAUCAUAUGAUGAAGCACUUCAUUAUCAUCAACAAGCAUUUCUAAUGUUAAAAACAUAUUAUCCAUCUUAUUAUGGUCAUAUAGCAAUUAAUCUGAAUUAUAUUGGUGAUAAUUUAAGUAAACAACGAAAAUUUCAUGAAGCUAUUGAUUAUUAUAGACAAGCAUUAACAAUACAAAAAAAUUAUUAUUCUUCGGAUAAUGUUAAUAUUGCACAUACACUUAGUAAUAUUGGUAAUAUAUUAAGUGAUCAAAAGAAAAAUGAAGAAGCACUGGAUUAUCAUCAACGUGCAUUGAAAAUUUAUGAAACAUAUCAUUCAUCUGAUCAUAUUAAUUAUGCAACUAGUCUUAAUGAUAUUGGAAAAAUUUUAUAUCGUUUAGGAAAAUAUGAUGAUGCAUUUAAACAUCAUGAAAAAGCAUUGAUUAUACAAAAAAAAUAUUAUGAUUCUGAAAAUGCACAUAUGGCACUCAGUCUUAAUUAUAUGGGUAAUGUUCGAAGUAGUGAAGGAAAAUAUGAUGAAGCAAUUGAUUUAUAUAAACAAGCCUUACAAAUUUAUGAAACAAGUUCAUCAUUUCGUUAUGCUGAUAUAGCUACAAUUCUUAGUAAUAUAGGAACUAGUUUAAAUCAUCAAGAAAAAUAUGAUGAAGCAUUUGAUUAUGAACAACAAGCAUUAAAUAUUCGACAAAGUCAUUAUCCAUCUGCAUAUAUGAAUAUUGCUGAUAGUUUUCAUUAUAUGGGUAAUAUAAGAAAUAGCCAAGGAAAAUAUAAUGAAGCUAUUGAUUAUUAUCAACAACAAUUAAAAAUUUAUGAAAAAUAUUAUCCAACAAGUCAUUCCAAUAUAGCGAGUAUUUUAAGUUUUAUUGGUAGUAGUUUAAGUCGGCAAGGUAAAUAUGAUGAAUCAUUUGAAUGUUAUAAACGAGCAUUAAAUAUUUAUGAAGAAAAUUUUUCAACGAAUUAUAAUCAAAUCGCUCGUUAUUUACAAUGGAUUGGUUUUGUUUGUUAUGUUAAAUUAGAUCUAGAUUGUGCACUUAUUUAUUAUGAAAAAUGUUUAAGAAUUCGUGAAAUUAAUUUUAAUUGGGAUCAUUCAUCAAUUGUUGAUACAAUUUCUUGUUUAAUUGAAGUACAACGAGCACGAAAUGAACAUGAAAUUUGUCUAGCAUAUGAAUUAAAAUGUUUUUUAAUACGUGAAAAAUCUCUUCCAAUUAAUCAUCAAGAUAUUGGCAAAAGUUUAUUUAAUAUUGGUCAUUGUUAUGAAUAUCUUAAAAAAUUUCAAUUAGCACUUGAAUAUUAUAAACGAGCAUUAGUUAUUUAUGAACAAUGUACAUCUUUUUCACGUGAAGAUCGACAGAAAUUAGAUGCAAAUAUACAACGAAUUUCGGAGGAACAAAAUUUAUAA